Molecule: messenger RNA, 1255 nt
Organism: Tarenaya hassleriana
Lineage: Eukaryota; Viridiplantae; Streptophyta; Magnoliopsida; Brassicales; Cleomaceae
Product: ras GTPase-activating protein-binding protein 1-like
Exons: 9
Cellular component (GO): cytosol; ribonucleoprotein complex
Molecular function (GO): mRNA binding
Source: RefSeq, a predicted model, not a curated record
GGAACCUCCCUAAAACCCUAUAUAAAGCUGUCGCCUUUAUCACCUCUCUUUUGCUCCUCUCUUCCUCUAUUGCACAAGGAGAAGAAGAACUCUCCGUCCCAUCUUUCUCGGACAGGUAUGUCGGCGGAGGACGGUGAUCAUUCGGCCUCGGAGGUAUCCGAUGCCUUUGUGAAGCAGUACUUCCAUAUUCUCCAACACUUGCCGGAGGAAGCUCGCAGGUUUUAUGUCACUGGCAGUGUCGUCAGCAGACCGGGUCCCGAUGGAUCAAUGCUUUCCUUUACUUCCCUUGAGGCAAUCAACGAGCAGAUCCUUUCCUGCGACUAUAAGGACGCUACCUUUGAUGUGAUCAGUGUAGAUUCUCAGAAUUCCUUUGAGAGUGGAAUAUUUAUAAUGGUUACCGGUUUCGUCACUGGGAAAGACAAACUCCGGAGGAAAUUUUCUCAAUCGUUCUAUCUGGCACGUCAAAACAACGUCUACGUUGUCCUCAAUGACAUUCUGCGUUUUGUUGGUGAUGAGGCCUCCGGUCCAGCUGCAGCUUUGUCUAUUCCCGAACCCAAACAAGUGAAUGAGAUGGCAAAGCCAGCUGUUGAGGCAAAUCAGACAGAGCCCGUUCAAGAAAUCAAUGUUUCUGUGGAAAACUCCAAGGAUUUUGCAGGAGAAGUCACUCCUUUGGAAAAUGGAACGAUCGAAAAGGCUGAUGGCAAAACUGAGAAACCAACAGAACCAAUUGCUCCCAAAGCUCUGCCUGAUGCCACCAAGAGAUCUUUUGCCUCAAUAGUGCAAUCAAUGGCACAAAACACUGCUCCAUAUAAAGCUCCAGUCCAGAAGCCUAAACCCAUGGGUCAGCCGCCCCGUGCUGCUGCUGCUGCAGCGCCUCAAGAGCAUGGUUUGGUCUUAAACUCUGAUAAAAAGGAUGAACAAAAGAUCAUGGAAGAACCAGGUACAUCGAUAUUUGUGGCAAACCUGCCAAUGAGUGCAAUGCCUGAUGAACUCCAUGGAAUGUUCAAGAGUUUUGGUCCCAUCAAAGAAAAUGGAAUUCAAGUUCGAAGCUCUAGGGGCAGUGGAAUCUGCUUCGGGUUUGUCGCUUUUGAAUCCGCUACCUCUGUCCAAAGCGUGCUUCAGGCUUCCAAGACUUCUCCUUUCGUGCUCGGAGAUCGAAAACUUCGUAUUAAGGAGAAACAAGUUGACUACGAUGGAAGCAAACCUUCUGGAAGAAACGGAGGUUUGAGCAAAUCCCUGAACGGCUGGGACAACC